CUCGUGCGGUCAACACAUCCACUUACUUCAGUUUUAUCUUCCCGGAAAAAGAAAAUGGACUUCGAUCGAGGAGUGACUGUGUGAUUGGCUCGUCUACUGAGAACAUAAGCAGUAGCAUGACAGAUUAAGCGUUCCAGAAGAGAAAGAAAAGGAAGAAAUUUGAGCAGCACAAACUUCGCAGGCGUUGAAGUAGAAGCAGUGGCAGGAGUUAGAGCAUCUGACGUCCACCUCGUCCGCAAGACUUGUAGGGUGAGGGGCGGGGACAGGUUGUGGUGGGCGGCCCUGGAAUCCUUCACCUUCUCUCCCUACCCCAUGACGGCUGGUGGACUUCCUGGGGCCUAAUAAGUGAGUCCCGUCUGGCCCGUCACGCAGCCCCCUCCCCCCUCAGACAGCCAUGUAUCCGGAGGGGACGUGCUGGCAGUGGGUUCGCGGCCAGAUGCCCAGUGACUGCAAGAGGAUGGGGGAGGCGCCCAAGGUUCAACUCGAGGGCAGUGACCCCCGACGGAGGUAUCAAGUGACGCUGAUGGGAGGCGCUCGGGUCGGCAAGUCCACGAUAGUCUCCCAGUUUCUUUACGAUGAGAUCCUAACAAACUACAAGCCAACGGUGGAGGAAUUACAUCGUGGGGAGUAUGAGAGAGGUGAGACUCUUAUCCUCGACCUUCUGGACACUUCAGGCUCCCACCAGUUCCCGGCCAUGCGUGAGCUGGCCAUCAGACAGUCCGACGCUUUCCUCCUCGUGUACGCCAUCGACAACAUCGCCUCGUGGGAAGUGCUGGCCACGCUCCGAGAAGAGAUUGUGAAACUUCGAGGCGUUCAAGUACCCAUCGUGGUGGUGGGCAACAAAAGUGACUUGGAGGUACGGCGUCUAGUGUCACGGGCCACGUCCCAGGCGCGGGUGGAGCUGGAUUGGGGCCAUGGCUACACCGAAACGUGCGCCCUUCAACCUGACUCUGUCCUCGCCCUAUUCAAGAAGGUCCUCCACCAAGGCCAGAUUCGGUACAGACUGAGCCCCGCGGUGGAGAGGCGGAGGAAGUCCCUGCCGACCUAUACGCAAAAACAGAAGCAGGAAAAGUUCUUCUUCAAACGACACUCGUGCAAUGUUUCCUAGACGCGCGAUGAACCCCUGAAGCUUUGUAGGAAGAGGAGGAAAGGAGGAGGAGGCGGAGGAGCUGAUGGCCAUGUGUUUGAGUCAUGGUUUCCUCCCUGGCUUUACCCCACGCCCGCACCAGCCACUGCAGGACGCCUCCACGUGCGUCAACUCGCCGCUAUACUGUGUGUCAGCUGCCGUGUCAUUUUGAUUCAGUGUACCAAGUAAUGUGUGCCCGCUAAUGUCUGUCCGUCGCGGCGCUUAAGGGCGAAACAUAACACUGCACACACGGCUUCCUGCUUUAUGUUUAAGAUUGACAAAAGAGAGUGUGCCAUUUUGAUGCCCUAAAGUACGUGCUAUUCCCAGCCAGUCCUCCAGUAAUACCCUUUAGUACGGUAGGUGUCGCCGGUGUUAUAUAGGCAGAGGACAGACGAGCGGCCCACUCUAGGUGUAGUACUAAGGGACCUCAGGUAGCAAGACGGGCAGCAGCCAGCACACACCAGAGCUGGAGGCUUAAUAAUCAGAGUAUACAUUGAUACGGAAUCACACACACAAAAGUAUACCUGCACCUAACCUCUUGGGAUGGAAAAAACAAAAACAAAAAAAAAAGUGCAUAUAUUGUAUAGAAUGGAUCGGAAGGGAGUGAAUAAGAGGGAGAAAAGAAUCUAUUUUGGGUAAAUUUAAUACGCAGUCAAGUCCAAAGGUCUCCUCUAGCACGUUCAAUCCCCCUCACGUCCCGGAGGAAACUUUUGGAUAUGGAGA
This is a messenger RNA of Portunus trituberculatus (swimming crab), 1849 nucleotides long. RefSeq names its product ras-related protein Rap-2a-like. Gene Ontology annotation, molecular function: GTP binding; GTPase activity. The record is from RefSeq and is a predicted model, not a curated record. NCBI's taxonomy places the organism in Eukaryota, Metazoa, Arthropoda, Malacostraca, Decapoda, Portunidae.